This is a messenger RNA of Hippopotamus amphibius kiboko, 6259 nucleotides long. It is a transcript of the gene CPEB3, whose product is annotated as cytoplasmic polyadenylation element binding protein 3. The transcript is spliced from 10 exons. The record is from RefSeq and is a predicted model, not a curated record. Gene Ontology annotation, biological process: negative regulation of cytoplasmic translation. NCBI's taxonomy places the organism in Eukaryota, Metazoa, Chordata, Mammalia, Artiodactyla, Hippopotamidae. Gene Ontology annotation, molecular function: mRNA regulatory element binding translation repressor activity; translation factor activity, RNA binding; mRNA 3'-UTR binding. Gene Ontology annotation, cellular component: synapse; nucleus; cytoplasm. Bases 332 to 2458 code for a protein of 708 amino acids.
GAAGCAAGAAGGCAGUUUGCUAAUCAAGGGGGAUAAGACUACUGUUUCUUUAAAGUGCCGGAGCGGGGAAGGGGGAAGAAAGGGUCGUGUGCGGUGUCUUUUUAACCUUGCUGAAGGACGCAGCAGUAUUUAUUGACGUAUGCAAAUAGCUGGGGGAGGGUGGUGCUUGGGAAAAAACAGGAACCAGAAUCAGUUUCUCAUUGCAGGCUGAGCGCUCUGAGUUCCGGUGAAGGGAAAAGAGACGUGGCGAAAUUGCUGUCUUUCUGUCUUAUAAGCAUAUCUUUCACUAAUACAGACAAGGAAUCUAGACAUCAGAAAGGCUGCGCAAACCAUGCAGGAUGAUUUACUGAUGGACAAAAGCAAAACCCAGCCCCAGCCCCAGCAGCAGCGGCAGCAGCAGCAGCAGCCCCAGCCCGAGCCCAGCACAGCCGAAGCCCCGUCCACGCCCCUGUCCUCAGAGACCCCCAAGCCGGAGGACAGCAGCACAGUGCCGGCCCUCAGCCCCGCCGCGGCCCCGCCGGCCCCCAACGGCCCCGACAAGAUGCAGAUGGAAUCGCCGCUCCUGCCGGGCUUGGGUUUCCACCAGCCCCCUCAGCAGCCGCCGCCGCCGCCGCCGCAGGAGCCCGCGGCGCCGGGCGCGUCGCUGUCGCCGUCCUUCGGCAGCACCUGGUCCACGGGCACCACGAACGCGGUAGAGGACAGCUUCUUCCAGGGGAUCACCCCAGUCAACGGGACCAUGCUCUUCCAGAACUUCCCGCACCACGUCAACCCAGUUUUCGGAGGCACCUUCUCCCCGCAGAUCGGCCUGGCGCAGACCCAGCACCACCAGCAGCCGCCGCCGCCGCCCGCGCCGCAGCCCGCGCAGCCCGCGCAGCCCCCGCAGGCGCAGCCCUCGCAGCAGCGCCGGUCGCCCGCCAGCCCCAGCCAGGCACCCUACGCGCAGAGGGGCGCCGCAGCGGCGUACGGUCACCAGCCCAUCAUGACUAGCAAGCCGUCCUCUUCCUCGGCGGCAGUGGCCGCCGCGGCUGCCGCCGCCGCCUCGUCCGCGUCGUCCAGCUGGAACACACACCAGAGCGUGAACGCGGCCUGGAGCGCGCCGUCCAACCCGUGGGGCGGCCUGCAGGCGGGUAGGGACCCUCGCCGGGCGGUCGGCGUGGGCGUGGGCGUGGGCGUGGGGGUGCCUUCACCGCUCAACCCCAUCUCGCCGCUCAAGAAGCCCUUCUCCAGCAAUGUGAUCGCGCCGCCCAAGUUCCCCCGCGCGGCCCCGCUCACCUCCAAGUCCUGGAUGGAGGAUAACGCUUUCCGGACGGACAAUGGUAACAAUCUGUUGCCAUUUCAGGACCGGAGUAGGCCCUAUGACACUUUUAACUUGCACUCGUUGGAGAACUCCUUAAUGGAUAUGAUAAGGACUGAUCAUGAGCCUCUGAAAGGUAAACACUACCCUCCCAGUGGCCCACCAAUGAGUUUCGCUGAUAUAAUGUGGAGGAAUCAUUUUGCAGGACGCAUGGGAAUAAAUUUUCAUCAUCCAGGAACAGAUAAUAUUAUGGCACUUAACAGUCGAUCUUCUCUCUUUCCCUUUGAAGAUGCCUUCCUGGACGACAGUCACGGCGAUCAGUCCUUGUCAUCUGGCUUAAGUUCUCCCACUCGCUGUCAAAAUGGGGAGCGAGUAGAACGCUACUCUAGAAAGGUGUUUGUUGGAGGCCUUCCGCCUGAUAUCGAUGAAGAUGAGAUCACUGCCAGCUUUCGCAGGUUUGGACCUCUCGUCGUAGACUGGCCUCACAAAGCUGAAAGCAAGUCGUAUUUUCCUCCUAAAGGCUAUGCCUUUCUGCUGUUCCAGGAGGAGAGCUCAGUCCAAGCAUUGAUAGAUGCCUGCCUAGAAGAAGAUGGGAAACUGUACCUGUGCGUGUCAAGCCCCACCAUCAAGGAUAAACCGGUGCAAAUUCGACCAUGGAACCUAAGUGACAGUGACUUUGUAAUGGAUGGUUCUCAGCCUUUGGACCCCAGAAAAACUAUCUUUGUUGGGGGAGUUCCACGACCCCUUCGAGCUGUUGAACUGGCAAUGAUCAUGGACCGUUUGUACGGUGGUGUCUGCUAUGCUGGCAUUGAUACAGACCCAGAGCUGAAGUACCCCAAAGGUGCUGGCCGCGUGGCGUUCUCCAAUCAGCAGAGUUACAUUGCAGCCAUCAGCGCUCGCUUUGUGCAGCUCCAACACAAUGACAUUGACAAACGGGUGGAAGUGAAGCCAUAUGUGCUGGAUGAUCAGAUGUGUGAUGAGUGCCAGGGCACACGCUGUGGUGGGAAGUUUGCCCCGUUCUUCUGUGCCAACGUCACCUGUCUGCAGUAUUACUGCGAAUACUGCUGGGCGAGCAUACAUUCCCGCGCCGGGCGAGAGUUCCACAAACCGCUGGUGAAGGAGGGAGGUGACCGCCCUCGCCACGUCCCGUUCCGCUGGAGCUGAGCCCAGGGCAGACUCAGCCACAAGUACUGGAGUAGAUAACAAGGAGGGAAAAGAGAGGGCACUGCCUCAGGGCUUACAGUGUUCUGGAAAUCUGUGCAUUCGUUCUCGAUUUUUAAAGAAGAAAUGGGUCUUUUUAUUAUUAUUAUUAUUAUUUACAGUCAUAUUACUGAACUCAGUGUCCAGUAUAAUGCAGAUUUGCAGAGUGUAUAACGGUACUGAUUUGCACUUUGAUUCACACCUUUGUCUGCUUGGUACCUUAAUUUCUUACACCUGAUUUGUCACUCGUAGACUGCCAUUCUCAUCAGCGGCCAUCAAGUUGAUGUCUGUGAUUUUUUUUGUUCAUUGUUGUUGUGUUGUUGUUGUUCUUGUCGUUUUUGAACUGGAGCAUGCACUUAUUUUCAGAAACUUAGAGACUCGCCCCUAGGAGAAGACUUACCAAAGGUAAUACUCGUGAGUAGGUGGCAGAUGUAGCAAAAACUUCACAACAAUUCAGCAGUCAUUAGUUGGGGUAAUUUAGAGUAAGGAUAACCCUUAAUGAAAAUAAGCCUUUAGUUGCUCUCUAUUUUGACAUGUAAGGAUACCUCAUAAGCUGAAUCUUUAUUUUUCCUUCAUGUUUGAUUUUUGUUUUGCUGAGGAUUUUGGUUAGAUCUUUUAGUGUUAUGUAAAUUUAUGCUGCAAUAGCUUUUGCUGCUAUUAAAAUGGUAUUAUUAAUACCAUAAUACUCUAUUCAGGCUAAGGUAUCAAUUACAAAAAACCCAACAACACACUUUUGUGAUUUAGGGAUAGAAUCAGCUGCCGAAAGGAGAUCAGAAUAGACUUGAGAAAGCGUCAACGGAAGGUCACUAUUUCUGACUGCAUGUUUACUUAAUCAGGUUGCUGCAUGCAAUAAAUUUUAUAUCUGAUGUCUAGUAUAAAACCUUCCCACAAUGCACAAAUUAAGAAUCUAUAUAAGCUAUAAAAUACUGAUUUUUUUAAAAGAUUUUUUUCAUUCAAAGAAAUGGUAAUUGACUGGAGGAAGGCAUGUCUCAAUAAAUGGAAUGCUUCUGAAAUUAGGAGGAGCCCAUAACAGAAUGACCUAUAUUACAACCAAUAUAAAACCUAGGUGUAGGAUAUUCUUAAAGCAAAUUUGUGGGUGGUAGAUGAAGUACUUUGCGGUGCUCUGUUAUAUAUUGUGCAAUUUAUUUUAUAUAGUAAAGUGAUUAUGUCUAACUGUGAUCAAACUUAACUGUUUAAAGCCUCUGUGUCAGACAUUAACGAACUUGACAGUUCAUAACUGGUAUAUUAUUAACUAACACAUGAGCUCUUAGUUACAAUCUCCUAGUGCUUGCACCAUUUUACAUAGCUUCAGACCUUGUCCAGAAAACCAAAGAGCUCAUCUUAGCUUACAAACACUAGGAAUAUAUACAGUAUAUAGAGAUAAGUUGUCAAUUGACAAACUAGGCACAUUUUAAGAAAGUUGUGUGAUUGUGAUGCUAAAGAAAUGUCUGUACAAAAUAAGAGGGCCUGGGCAGGGUUGGUUGUCUGGGUGAGAAAUUAACUACUUAAUUCCCUGGAUUUAUCCUGUAAAGCUUGAAUAGAAUUCAGACCUGCUAGUACUACCAUGGACAUUUUUUUAGCAUUCACUCUUGGGCUGCAGAUAGUAACAUAUAAACACACACAAUGAUUAUGAGACUGUGUAAAUCUUUUUUUAAAUCUUCUUCCUAUGUUUUGGAAUUCUGGGGACAAUCUGACUGGAUAUGACACUGCAGAAUAGAUUUAAGUCGCUGUGUUUUAUGUGCUGUGAUGUCCUUGUACUGUCUUAAGUUAAUAUGGCUUUGUUUUGUUUUGUUUUGUUUCUCCAGUGUUUAGUUGCAAUUACCAGCUCACAAACUAUAGUUUGUUUUCAAAAAGGAAAAAACAAAAUAGUUUUUUACUGGAUUAAAAAUGCUUAUUAUAAUUCCCCUUUGAGGUUACCUCUGGGCUUUUUGGUAAUAAUUGCUUUUUUCCAGCCCAGCUGUGGUUUUCUGUUUGUUUUUUUCUAUGUUUGUGGUUUUUUUCAUCUGUACAAGAAAUUUUGUUAUGCACUACUACUUUUUGUAUUCUAGACAGUUUUCAAAAGUUGGCUGAAGUUUUUUUUGUUUGUUUGUUUUUAAGGAAAAAGGCAUGCUUUCUGACUGACAUGAUCUUUUGCAAUACCUCAAUUUUGAAAUAUAGGAAAGAAAAUGAUAUUUUCUAAGUAAGUUUAUUCAGAAAAAUAUAUAUUAAUUUAAUUCUGCAAGAAAAAUGAUUUAACAGAUGGGUAACUUUAUUUUUUUCAUGCUUAUUUGUGUUUUUUGAAAAUGAAGAAGUCAGAGCUUUAUAACUAUAAUAUUAAAGAUCAUAUCUAACCUACAGAAAUCUACCUAAUUAUGUGAAAGAAGCAAAACUUUUUGAAGAAGCACCCCUCUUUCAUGUACUAAAAUAACACUGAGAUUUUUAAAAAAGAAAGCUGGAAGAUUGUACAGCAUAAAGCUGAAGUGAAGGCAAAAAAGAAUUGUCAUGAAGAAUAGGUUACAAAAAAUAAACUCCAUUUGGUGCUGAAAGUUGUGAAUAGGUGGUGGAAACUACUUUCCCUUAAUUUGUAUAUUUAUAAUCAAGCGUUGAUUGUGCACGACUGACCAGGAUUGUGAAAGAGUUCUUCUGUUUGUAUUUUUUUAAAGAGAACUUUUUUAGUUUAUUAAAUUAUAACAUGUUCCCUUUUGUUUUGUAAAUAAAUGUGCCCCCAAGUUGUUAAUGUUAUAUUAAAAGAGAGGGUCCUUCAAAAAAAAUUAUUUUUUAAAACACAGAGGUGUUCUGACCUGCAACUUGAUGGGAAGCCCCCGGGUAUCACAGGUCCUGCUGUGGCCUUUCCUUGAUGUGACACUUGAACUAGUCGAUUUUUUGAAGGCUAUAACCUAACCUCGACUAUUUGUUGUUAUGUGCAAUACUGUUUGUACUGUUUGUAUAAAAAAUAGAAAAAAAAAGAAAAGAAAAAAGGCAUAAAUCUUUAUUGCAGAUUUAUUUUCAUUGCAAACUUUAGACAUUGUGAUUCACUGAAAUCAUUUUUCUACUGUCAAAUAUGUACCUUUUCUUCAUGCUGGUAUUUUUUCAAUAGUAAUGUAGCCUUUGUACUGAGACAAAUUUUCAUUGUUAUUUUUAGAAAGAUUUUUUGCUAAGAAAAAAAUUAAACAUAUUUACAUAUUUUUCAUUUUAUUUCGUAUUUUCUUUAAGGAGUGCUUUCUCAAUCAUUAAUAGAGUUGUUUCUGGGAGGGACUUUCAUAUCUGGUCAAUGUCAUAAUAUUAUUUUGUAUUUUUACUUGGAAUAAAUUAAUUUUAUGAUGCUAAUUCUUUAAAAGUUUAUUUUUUUCAUUUUCAGUUAUUUUUGAAGCUAAAACCUUUGUAAUAUUGUUACUAAAGUGUCUAGUUUUUUGAAAUGCAAAGCUUUAUGUAUUAACUUGCUGAUGUGGUUUACAAUAGUGUGACAAUGAUGAAAAUGGUUGGUUAUGUAAAGUGACUGGAAAAUGUAAUGGAUAAUUGGGUAAUAAAAGGACAGAAUGAGUAGAACAUGUGAGAUUUUGACAAGCCUUUUCCUUUAUUACAGCGGUUUAGCGUAAGACUAGGGAUGUCACAGUACAGUUCUCUAGGGAUGUCACAGUGGAUUUAUACAACACCAGGUGCAGCCAAAUCUGUGGCCCUGAUGAUGAAGUCACCCCUUAUUGAGAUACCACCAAGUUGAGAACCUGGCUAGGUCGACAGAGUGGUUCAUUGCUUUUCCCUUCUAACUCUUCAUUUUGUCGUGUGUGU